AUGUCUAAGAUAAAAAAUGACGAGCAUACUGAUGAUAUACCCUUAACUUCAGAUUCAUCACCAUACCCUUCGCAACCGUUAUCAAAUGUUAAUAAAAAAUGGCAAAAUUUUAAAGAUUCAUUUAAACCAGCAUUACUAUCUCAAGAAGAAAUGAUUGAAUAUUAUGAUGCAGAUAAAGAAUUAACAGAUAUACAAAAAAUUAACAUAAGAACUUCAAAAACGCAAUUGCAUCGAAAGUUGAAAAAUAGACAUUUACAAAUGAUUGCAAUAGCUUCUUCAAUAGGUAGUGGAUUGCUUAUUGGUACAGGUUCAGCAUUAGCUACUGGUGGUCCCGCCGGGAUUAUGAUUGGUUGGUUCAUUUCUGGAAUUUCUGUUUUAUGUACUAUUCAAGCUAUGGCUGAACUAGCAGUAACAUUUCCAAUAAGUGGGUCCUUUAAUGUUUAUGCAAGUAGAUUUAUUGAUCCAAGUAUAGGUUUUGCAGUUGCAUGGAAUUAUUUUUUACAAUAUUUAGUUUUAUUGCCUUUAGAAUUAGUUGCUGCAUCAAUGACUAUACAAUAUUGGAAUACAAGUAUAAAUCCUGAUGUUUGGGUGCUAAUUUUCUACAUUGUUGUGGUUCUGAUCAACGGAUUUGGUGUUAGAUUAUAUGGUGAAGUAGAAUUUGUAUUGAGUUCUUUGAAAGUUUUGGCAAUUGUUGGAUUUAUAAUUGUUUCAAUUGUUUUAGCUGCUGGAGGAGGUCCAACUGGAGUAAGACAUGGAGCUGAAUUUUGGUAUAAUCCAGGACCAUUUGCAAAUGGAUUCAAAGGUGUUGCAAGGUAAGUUAAAGUAAUAGUUUUUAUGAAUUUUACUAACUUUUAGUAUUUUGAUAACAGCUGCUUUUUCAUUUGCAGGUACAGAAUUGGUUGGUUUGACAGCUGCAGAAGCGGAUAAUGUGAGAAAAUCACUUCCCAAAGCUACACGUCAAGUUUUUUGGAGAAUUUUGAUGUUUUAUAUGGUCAGUUUAACAUUAAUUACAUUUUUAGUUCCUUAUAAUAAUAAAAAAUUAUUAGGUUCAUCAGAUGUUUCAGCAUCACCAUUUGUCAUAGCUAUUAAAGAAGGUGGAAUUAAUGGAUUACCUUCAGUUAUGAAUGCUGUUAUAUUAAUUUCUGUCAUUUCAGUUGGUUCAUCAUCUGUUUAUGCAACUAGUCGUACAUUAGUUGCUUUAUCUGACCAAGGUUUAGCUCCAAAGAUUUGUGGAUAUAUAGAUAGAGCAGGUAGACCUUUAGUUGCAAUUAUGAUUACAAAUGUAUUUGGAUUACUAAGUUUUAUUGCUGCAAGUAAUAAACAAGAUGAAAUUUUUAGUUGGUUAUUAUCUAUAUCUGGUUUAUCAUCAGUAUUUACAUGGUUAUCUAUAUGUAUUGCACAUUUAAGGUUUAGAAGGGCAUUAACGUUUAAUGGUAGAACUACUGAUGAAUUAUCAUUUUCAAGUCAAACUGGUAUAAUUGGUUCUUGGUAUUCUAUAAUCAUAAAUUUAUUAGUUUUGAUUGCUGAAUUUUGGUUGGCUAUAUUUCCAUUAGGUAAGGAACCAAAUGCAAAAUCAUUUUUUGAAGAAUAUCUUGGAUUUGUCAUAUUGAUUAAAUUUUAUAUUGGUCAUAAAAUUUGGAGAAAGAAUUGGAUACUAUUUAUUAGAGCAAAAGAUAUAAAUAUAGAUACCGGCAGAAGAGAAACAGAUUUAGAAGCAUUAAAGAAGGAACUAGAAGAGGAGAGGUUUCAAUUACGAAAUAAACCUUGGUAUUAUAGAUUGUAUAAUUUUUGGUGUUAA
Insectozyma verbasci is the source of this 1798-nucleotide messenger RNA. NCBI's taxonomy places the organism in Eukaryota, Fungi, Ascomycota, Pichiomycetes, Serinales, Debaryomycetaceae. The record is from the annotation of a GenBank genome assembly.